Molecule: messenger RNA, 2487 nt
Organism: Paramuricea clavata
Lineage: Eukaryota; Metazoa; Cnidaria; Anthozoa; Malacalcyonacea; Plexauridae
Source: the annotation of a GenBank genome assembly
AUGCGCGUGCAGUGUUAUGACGGUGCAAGUAACGUGUCCGGGAUCCACACUGGACUGCAAGCGCGUAUCAAAGAGCUUUCACCAUCAGCGCUUUACACGCACUGCUACGCUCAUGUCUUGAAUCUAGUGAUCGUAGACACCAUGACGAACAACACAGUAGCAAAAGACUUCUUUGGAACGCUGCAAAAUUUAUAUGUGUUUAUUGAAUCUUGCCCGAAACGACAUGCUGUGUAUCUGAAACACCAAAGAGAGUUCAAUGCUGCCGUUGAAGGAACAAACAAGCGGGAAUAUGUCCUCAAGAAGUUGUCAGAUACCAGAUGGGCGUGUCGGGCGGACAGCAUCACAGCAAUCUAUAACACAUUCGAAGCGGUAAUCGCAACUCUAAAGGAGGUCAGAGAAAAAGAAAAGAAGCCACAUAUUGCUGCCGAGGCAAAAGGGUUGCUUCAAAAUAUCUACGACUUCGAGUUUAUCUUAGCUUUGGAGGUAUGCACAACUUCAAUAAAUAUAUAUUUAAUUGUAUGUAUUCUUGAGUUCAACGCCUCAUAAUAAUUCGUAUACUUAAGCUCGGGUAUUCAACAAGGUGAAACUUUGACUGACUGUCACCCAUACAAUAUGGGGGCCAUACACCUGCAGAUUUCAGAUUGCUUAUUUGAUUUACCACAGGACGAGAAAAUAGAUUUGCAACAACUUUGCAACACGGUGCAAAGGUACAAUUGCCGUAAUCGCAUCAAUUUGCUAUUUGAAAAGCAAAUUGGUAAGCAAAAUUUUCACCCUCAAAUUGGUAACUACAAUUCUUUUUUAUGAGAGGAAAAGGGUAUAGGAUAAAUUUGGUUCAAAUUACCUUUCAUUUGCACAAGUGAAUUAGUGGGUAUUUUCGUCCAUAAUUUGGUUUCUAAAUUUGCUAAAAUAUUUGCAACCAUGCAAAUCUGAUGCGAUUACGGCAAUUGCACCUUUCCACCGGGUUGCAAAGUUAGUGCAAAUCUACUUUCUCGUCCCCCCCCCAAAUAACCCCCUAGCUAUGGCCCUGGGUACAUUAUAUGAGAAAUUAUAGAAACUGGGACUUCAGGUUUGAUCACUCGGACUUUAUUAUUAGGAAUGGGAUUAUUUUAUGAGUGUGAGAGUCUUUCAGAACUCAACUCUUCAGACCCUCGGACUUUUGUAUCGUAAAUGUAUAUUCAUUUUAAGGUACUCAAAAAAGUCUUGCUUCUAAGUAAAGGGGUAUCCGAUAAAUUGCAAUCUGAAGACUUGGACGUUGUUACCGGCUGCGAGAGGGUUACAGAUCUGCUCGCCUCAAUCAGGGCUCUUCGGUGCGAACCAAAGUUUGAAGCUUUCUGGGAAAGUACUCUUCAAAAAUGCCGCAUACUAAGUAUUGAAGAACCAAAAGAUGAACGCGUACGUAAGAUUCCUCGGAGAAUUGACGACAAUCCCGAAACCGCCGUCCACCUGUCGCCAAAAGACAAGUUUAGAGUUUCUUUCUAUUAUAAUGUAAGUCACUCGAUUACCGGAUUACGCAUAUGUAUAAUUAUAGGGUUGCCCGCCUAAAUAUAGACUGUCUCUAAUACAAAAUAAAAAGUAAAAGUAGGUGUGCAUUUAAUACUAUCAAACUCAUUAAUAAUUCAUGAGGAAAAUUGAAAAGAAAUACAUGUUUAAUCAGUGUCUGUAUACGCUGAUAAAGAACCGUCCUGAUUUGCAUAAACUUUUCUCGCAAUUUUCUAAGUUUAUAACAUUUAUUUUUUAAACAUAAUUUGAAAACAUGAUUGUCUGUUUGAGGUCGUUUGAUAAGUAAUUUACAAAAUUCAUGUCCGUUCUGUAUCAGUGUACACAGAUACUCGUGCGAAGCACUCGUGUCUGUAUACACUGAUACGGAACGGCCACUUAUUUUGUAAAUAGUACUAAAAGUAGGUGUAUUAAAGAAUGUUUAGAAUUAUUUUCUAUAUUGUAGAUACUAGAUCUUAUGAGCUCCUCAAUUGAAAGCCGUUUCGACAAACAUAAUGCGCCAGUUCUAAAGGGACUUGGAUACUUGGGUCCAUCUCGUUUAGCCAGUCCAGAAGCUUGGGAAAACAUAUCUUUAGCAGUCCAGUGGUUCCAAAGUGACCUAGAUGUUGAUGCAUUAGAGAGAGAAAGCGAAUCUUUGCUUUGCAGACAUCAUUGCUGCUCACCAAUGUCAAUAAAAAAGCGAAGUCCGAGAAGAGAAAGGCCAGUUUUGACGACCUAUUCAAGGUGUUGCAAACGGAACCAGAAUGCUACGGAAACGUCAUAAAGCUAAUGAAAAUAACUUUGACACUGCCACAUACCUCAACUAGUGCUGAAAGAGCAUUUUCGAAGUUGAAACUGAUCAAGUCUAGACUAAGGUCAACAAUGAAGCAAGAAAGGCUAGAAAGUCUUAUGCUGAUGUCUGUGAAAGCCGACAUAUUGGAACAGCUUGAUCUGGAAGAGCUUGUAGAAAAAUUUGUAGAUAUGGCUCCAAGAAAAAUGGAUUUAGUUUAA